AUGCGCUACCUGCUCUCCGUCUUCGCCGUUCUAUCCUGGGCCGUACUCCGUACGCGCGCGCACGCUCCCGCCUGGGCGAACCUCGCCAUUCAGGCCAACGGCCGCCUCCUCGAGCGCACUGUGUCAGGCGAACCCUUCCUAUGGCAGGCCGACACCGUCUGGGAGAUCUUCCAGCGCCUGAACAAGUCCGACGUCGACUUUUACCUCCAGAACCGCGCUGCGAAGGGCUACAACGUCAUCCAAGCCGUCGCCAUCGCCGAAAUCGAUGGCACGACGCGGCCAAACUUUUACGGGGACCUUCCCCUUCAAGACCAAGACCCACUCCUGCCGAACGACGCGUACUACAAGUACGUCGACUACGUCGUCGAGCGCGCGGCUCACUUUGGCAUCCUCGUCGCUCUCGUCCCGACUUGGGGACGCUACGUCAACGGCGGAUGGCACCAGGCGCCCAUCAUCUUCAACGAAUCGAACGCGUACGAAUACGGGCGCUUCAUCGGCGCGCGCUACCCAGGCUUGCCCAAGAUCAUCGGCGCGGACUCGAACGCGUUCUGGAGCAUUAACGUGCCUGUGGCGCAGCAGGAGUUCCGCGACGACCCGACGCAGGACCCCGACAGCCUCAUCGGACCGGUCAUAGACACGCGCGCGGUGUGGGCGUCGAUGCGCAAUGGUCUGGAGGAUGGCGAGCACGAGAAGGGGUUCGAGCUGUUCUCCACCUACCACCCGACGAACCCGCGCGUCCGCUGGACGCCCGAGGCCUACGGCUCUAACUACAUCAACGGUUCCUACGGCACGCUCUCCAUGAACGGCGUCCAGUCUGGGCACUCCUCACAGGACCCGAACACGCUCGACUUCGAGAUGACGGCGCUCCCCGGCUGGGACGCGACCAAGAACUACGAGAACAUCGCGGCGAUGCGCGCCAUCUUCGACGGGCCGGUCAUCGACCUCGAGAACCACUACGAGGGCGCGAACGACAACUUCAACACGAGCAGGCCGGCGUGGAACGCGUCGCAGGUCCGCCACGGGCUCUACUACGGCGUCUUCUCCGGCGCGUGCGGCUUCACGUACGGCGCGAACGCGGUCUGGCAGCUCUACGACCCGCUCGCGCUCCUCGCCCGCCCGGACCUGUACAUCGACCCCAUCCUCAACGUCCCCGCGGACUUCUCCUGGCGCGAGGCGAUGGACAUGCCCGCCGCGGGCCAGGCGCAGCACCUCACGCGCCUCCUCGCGCGCCUCCCCGCGGACGUCUUCCGCGCGCUCGAGCCGGACCGGUCGUUCGUCUCCGGCGCGAACGGCGCGCUCGACUGGGAGUCGGACCGGCGCACCGCCGCGCUCGCGAGCGGCGGCACGCACUUCUUCGUCUACGCCGGCCACGGCGACUCGUUCGCGCUCGACCUCGGCAACGUCGCGGGGCGUGCGGGCAAGCGGUUUGCGCGCGCGGCGUGGUACUCGCCGCGCGAUGGGUCGUUUAGCGAGGGGGGGAUCGUGGAGUUGGGCGGGGAGCGGACGUUCGAGCCUCCGAGCUCGGGCAGUGUGGACGACGACUGGGUGCUCGAGCUUGUGGCUCUGUGA
Epithele typhae is the source of this 1569-nucleotide messenger RNA. RefSeq lists its product as uncharacterized. The record is from RefSeq and is a predicted model, not a curated record. NCBI's taxonomy places the organism in Eukaryota, Fungi, Basidiomycota, Agaricomycetes, Polyporales, Epitheliaceae. The transcript has 3 exons. Bases 1 to 1569 code for a protein of 522 amino acids.